Peromyscus maniculatus bairdii (prairie deer mouse) is the source of this 1012-nucleotide messenger RNA. Lineage: Eukaryota; Metazoa; Chordata; Mammalia; Rodentia; Cricetidae. The record is from RefSeq and is a predicted model, not a curated record.
AUGUUUCCUGCAGGAGCAGCUACACAGAAGGAGCUGAAGGUGAUUCAGCCUGAGAAAUCAGUUUCUGUUGCUGUUGGAGACUCAGCUACUCUGAACUGCACUGUGACCUCCCUGCUCCCUGUGGGGCCCAUUCAGUGGUUCAGGGGUACAGGGCAGAGUCGGCACCUAAUAUAUAGUUUCACAGGAGAUAAGUUCCCCAGAGUCACAGAUGUUGCAGAUACUACAAAGAGAAACAACCUGGACUUUUCCAUCCGCAUCAGUAAUGUCACACCUGCUGAUGCUGGUACCUACUACUGUGUGAAGAUUGACAGAACAGAAUCUGACAGGGAGAUUAUGUCUGGGGGAGGCACAGUGCUGAAUGUGCUUGCUAAACCAUCUCCUCCUGUGGUUUUGGGCCCUGCAUCCAGAACUGUAGGUGAGCAGACAGUGAGCUACACAUGCAGGUCUCAUGGCUUCUCCCCUCAGAACAUCACAGUGAAGUGGUUCAAAAAUAGAAAUGAGCUCUCUCAUGUCCAAACUACUGUGAACCCUGAAGGAGAAAGCUACAGUGUCUUCAGCACAACCCGGGUGGUAGUGGUUGUUGAGGAUAUCUGGUCUCAGAUCAUCUGUGAGGUGGCCCAUGUCACCUUGCAAGGAGGUCCUCUCCUUGGAACUGCCAACUUGUCUGACAUCAUCCGAGUUCCACCCACCCUGGAGAUCAGCCAGCAGCCAUUAGUUGUAUGGAAUCAUAUAAAUGUCACCUGCCAAGUGAAUAAGUUCUACCCUUCAAGCCUUCGGCUGAUUUGGUUUGAGAAUGGAAAAGUAUCCCAGAUAGAAAAGCCUUCUACACUCACAGUAAACAAGGACGGAACCUACAGCUGGACCAGCUGGCUCUUGGUGAAUGUAUCUGCCCAUGAAGAGGACAUGUUAUUCACCUGCCAAGUUGAGCAUGAUGGACAGCCACCAGUCCUAAAAACCCACACUGUGGUGGCCAGUGCACAGCAGAGGGAACAAGGUAUUGGUGCCAUCUCUG